AUGAAAAUUACUUGCAAACCUAGCGAACCCGACACCAUUGAGAAAAUAAUCCAUGACUCUGAAGACGGAGGAAUUGGAAUUAUUACUCAAAACCGUUCCCGUACCCCUUCUAGCAAGAUUGAGAAUAUAUGGGGUAGAAAUAGAUCUGUUCUCGUAUCAGCAUUAUCAGACGUUGACUACAAACUGCAAAAUCAGCAGAGAUCCAACUGGAGCUGGGAUGAAGAAUGAGGAACGAAGAGAUCAAAUAUUUAUAAAAGCUGAGGUUCAAUCUUGAAGGAAUCGAAACUAGCAAACAUUUCUGACUCUAAACAAGAGUCUAACAUAGAUCAUUACGUCAGUGUCUUCCCCAAAGAAUCAGAAUUUAAAAGGUACCAAUUUUAUGAAGGAAAAAGCAAAUUAUGGUGAAGAGGCGUCUAUAUGACUGGCCCUAAGCCUCAAGCUAUACUGAUGACUCUGUGUUUGAUAAACCUUCCAAUGAUAAUAUACUAUGGUUUCGUUCUACCAAAAAUAAACAGUACAUUCUCUUUAUUUUGGAUAGUUAUCUUGUCAACUGUCGUACAUCUUAUGUCGAUGUAUUGAAUGUUCAAAACAUGAACUUCGAACCCAGGAAUCAUUCCUAAAAUGGAGCAAGAUCCCUCACUGCUAUAUAAAAUCACCCAGGCAAGGCCCACUAAGUAUAGCUUUAGGAUGAACUACAUGGGGACCUUGGUUAAGCAUGUCCACUGUAAUAACUGAGUUGUGGUUGGACCUCCCAGAACUCGUCACUGAUAUUUUUGUGGAAACUGUGUUGAGCUCUUUGACCACCACUGUCCUUGGCUAAGUUGCUGUGUUGGCAAACGAAACUACACCUACUUCCUUGUCUUUAUAUCCACUCUUUCGGCCUUGUUUAUCCUCAGUAUGAUUGUUAGUGCUUUUGUGCUACUAAGUUCUGACGACUUUGUUCCGAACAUCCCAUGCAUAUUUGUAAUCGUCUACAACAUCUUAGUGGGAGCUUUUCCAGUCGGCCUGACCAUCUAUCACUACUUCUUAGUUAUUAGUGGAGAAACCACUUACGAAAAUCUGAAGAGACUAUAUAAGAGGGAGAAGAAUCCAUUCAAAAAGAGUUUGAUUCAUAACUUAAGAACCAGAUUAUGAAACACUAUGGGCACCAAUAAAAUGAGGCAGAAGUGCAACAUGUUCGAUCACAAAACCGUAAGCCCAACUCCAGAUAUGCAGACUCUUGAUAACAUGCGCAAUACCGGAAAGCUGGCCCAAGAUAUAGAAGGAAAGAGAGACAGAAGGCACUCUAACUCAGAUACUUUGAAUAUGGCCUCAAAGGAGUCAUAGGCUAAGUUAUCCUACGACCUUAUUUAUAAUUCCUA
This is a messenger RNA of Moneuplotes crassus, 1361 nucleotides long. NCBI's taxonomy places the organism in Eukaryota, Ciliophora, Spirotrichea, Euplotida, Euplotidae. The record is from the annotation of a GenBank genome assembly.